AGAAGCAGGUCAGAAAGUGACCAACUUGCGAGGCUUACUGUGGACAACCGCUCAGUUGGGAUCCUGCUCUGACAGAUACUCUCUUAUUCUCUAUUUUUUGCUUCUUUUUCUUUUCUUUUUUUUACAGACGGGGGAUAACUCUGCGCAAGCAGUGUACUUUCAGACAUGCUGCAGAGUCUGAUGCUCAUCAGUUUGAUAGGGAGGCUGUGUGUUUCCCAGCCGGCGACAGCUCGCUGUGACGCUCAAACUGUAGAUCUAACUAACUCCAAAUCCUCUCAGUCUACAACCUACACCUACGAAUCUGACGAAUACAACUCUUCCAGAGCCAUUGAUGGAAACACUGAAACAUGUUCAAACACGAAAGAAUUUGAUCUUUCCUGGUGGAGCAUCGACCUGCAGGGUGUUUACAACAUUUCCUGCAUCUCAAUAUACAACAAAAAAGCUGACCAUUCUAAAAUAAAUGGGGUGAAGAUCUACAUUGGGAACUUUCCACAGAACAACAGCGUCGACAACAAGAUGGUUCAUAACAUCACCGGCUUCAAUGUCAGCCAAAGCAAUCCCUACUCAUUUAAGCCAGAGGUGGGGCGUUAUGUCACCAUCAUGCCAGCAAAACCUUUAGUCCUAUGUGAAGUGAACAUCACAGGCCAUAAGAUAGAAUCUCCCUUUAAAUUGAUUGACCAAAACAAGACGUGGGAAGAAGCUCUGAACUACUGCAGGGAUAACCACAGAGAUCUGGCCUCCAUCUUGGAUGGACAGACCCAGAACUUUGCUGAGCUGGAGGCUGAGAAAGCCAACAGUCCCUUCGUUUGGACCGGCCUGCGCUACACCUGCACUCUGGACUUCUGGUUCUGGGUUGAUGACAACGUUGUGCAGUUUCGGCGCUGGGAUUCGAACGGAUACAAAGAAGACUGUGACAUGAGUGGAGCCAUGGAGAAAGAAGGAAACCAUCGCUGGUUCAGCCAAAAUGAUGACAAAGAGUUUAAUUUCAUCUGUGCAUUAUAAAAAAAAACAACUAUGAUGUGCAGUGAGACAGGCUUUGACAGCAGGUUUAUUAUGUGCUGGUUAUCAUAAAUAUUUACUGUUACAUUUGCAUAUGUUAUGAUCAGUCACUCAGUUCUUGAGAAGCGUUCUUGUCAAGCAACUUUAAGCCUUUGAACUCAUCUGUGAAUGAAUAUUUUUACUAUUACUUCAGUAAUGUGUUGCAGUUCUGCUACUCUUGCUUCUUUACAACCUGUAAUGUUUCUGAUAGCAUCAAAACCACUUUUAUAAUUCAGAAUUUAUAAAAAAAAACACUUGUAUAAUUUAUGCUGUGACUUACUGAAUGAAGAAACAUUUGACUUUGUCUUAUGCAUUCUACUUCAUAAGUCAAGUUUCGUUUUCUUUCUUUGGAAAGACGUGAGAACUGUUGGGUUUAGCAAAACACUCUGCAGUGAAAUGAGGUUGGUUUGGUAAUUAAAUGUGUUUUCCCAUUGAAACUAAUUAUGAUAGUCAAAAUGAAAAGUUUGAUAUUGAAUCAAUCAUUUCAUUUAAGUUGUGCACCAUUUUUAAUGUGUUAUGAUCCAA
This is a messenger RNA of Poeciliopsis prolifica (blackstripe livebearer), 1563 nucleotides long. RefSeq lists its product as uncharacterized. The transcript has 5 exons. The record is from RefSeq and is a predicted model, not a curated record. Bases 166 to 1002 code for a protein of 278 amino acids. Lineage: Eukaryota; Metazoa; Chordata; Actinopteri; Cyprinodontiformes; Poeciliidae.